UAUGCUGGUAAAACUGCUAAACGAAUUAUUUAUGAAAAAUAUCGAUUAUCUCACAGCGAAUAACAAACUUCCAAUGUGAGAUUUCUUGAAGAUGAUAACUACGCACAAAAAAAUGUAAACAAGAUUCUGCAAAUGAACUAACAUUUCAGAUCAUGUUCAGAUAAAUCAUGUAUUUUGUCAUGUGUCAUCUCCAUCAGUUUCUGUGUCUGCGUCAACGUCAACGAAGAAUGUAAACAUAAACAAUAAAAAUGGGAACAACGGUUCUAACAAAAAGGAAAAUCAUCAACCAUGGAUCUCUGUAGUACACAAGAGGAACAAACAACAAUCCCUUACUAUUUUUGUAGAAUAUCAGUACUCGUGAGACAAUAAUGUCAAAGGAGGAAUCCAGUCAGGCGUUAGCUUUAACAAGGAAUUGCAAGUCGCCGACUUAUACUACAACCCCUGCGACAAACGAAAUAUCAAGCCGAGAAUCGGCUGAGAAGCCACCUACACCACCUUCUUGCAUACCAGCACCACUUGAUGCUACAGUAUCGCCAUCUCCUAUCAAAGAAGAUUUCGAUUCUUCGAGGAACCCAUCAGCAAAAUCACUUCCUGUCCACUGCAUCGUUGAGGGCAUCUCAACUCUCAAUGACAAGGGUCCUGAACGCGGAGUAUGGAGAAGGAGACCAGUUGUGGAAACAGACAGCUAUGUCAUCAUACCCGUAGGGACACCAUUUCACAAUUUGGUGCAGGUGGCUCUAAUGCGUCUGGGCUACCCCCAAGAUACGAUUUCGGCAGCUAGAGGUUCGGUCAUGAUCAAGAAUUGGAAACCACUAAGUUUCGAUAAGAUCACUGCAGAUCCAAUGGUGACCGUUGGAGAGAUUCUGGGAGAGUUGUCCAAUAUUGCAACAUUGAAAAUUCAGGUGUUCAGAGCCAGACCUGGAUCAACUUCCGAUAUCAAAGACAGAUUGUUGAGAUUCAUGCUGUUGCAGUCCCAUGGUUGUCUACUCAGUUCUGGAUGUCCACUGGAUGAGUUAACCUUGGCCAAGCUAUGUCAGGACCAUACAAUCAGUGGUGGACCAAUACCAGAAGUAUCGGAUGACAUAAAACGAAAGUUCGACCAUUGGUGGCGCAUGCAAUUCAGUUCCCCUUCCCCAGCACCCAGAACCCCUUACAACAAUACGUUCUCCUCCCCUUACUGCACCCCACCAACUACAGUCAAAACAGAGCGCACAAUGCCGGAAACAAGCCAUCCAGCUCUCCAAACAGUACACAACUCCUAUCCGACUCCAAAGGCCAGAAUGCGCACAAGUUUCGAUCCAGAACUGGAGCUGCCAAAACUGCAACGCUGGUUUACCGAAAACCAGCAUCCCAGUCGCCAACAAAUCCAGCAGUAUGUGAAAGAACUGAACAACUUGGAGUCUAGAAGAGGAAGAAAGCCUCUGGACGUCAACAACGUUGUGUACUGGUUCAAGAACGCACGCGCGGCCCAAAAACGUGCGGAAGUUCGUAACAUCAACCCUGGAAUGCCUUGCCACAUUCCCCUGAAUGGUUACAACAACCAUAGUCCUUCAAACGGCGGCUAUCUGAUUUCUGAAAGCUACUUGAAUCCGGACCGUAUGGUGGAACACAGGCUGAAAAACAACCUCACACCAAGACGUAGUGUUUUAGCUUCUCACACUUCUGAUGAGUACUCCAACAAUGGUUCGGAUCUGGAAGAAGAUACAGUUGAAGCUCAACAGCCUCCAAGUCCAACAGCUCCGUUGUCGCUCACCAAGAAGUCAGCUUCCAGAGAGCAGAGUCCGCAGUCUACAGCAUCACCUCCACCACCACCAAACCUUCAAAGUGAACCGUGCAAACAAGAACCGAAGGAGGAGCCUAUAAAUUACCAUUCGCCACCUCCUGAUGUUACAAACAACAACAGGUUGUCUGACAUUGAUGAUGAUGUCGAAAUGGACACCGACGUCAAACGAGCACACAGUGACACGUCUCCAGAGAGCAUGCCUAGUUUCAAACGGAUAUGCACCAGUCCUGAAGAAAAUCCAUUCGUGGGCAGAGUGCCCAAUGAUGGGUUCGAAAGGUUGAGCCUACCGCUAGUCACCAACUCCAUGUUCAACCAACUUUACAUGAGCCAUUACAUUCCUAGUUUGAGCCAUGCAACUGCUUCACCUUCAGCUUCCAACUCCUUGAACCUUUCGGCUGAUGAAAGACGUAAAAGAAAUCGCACCUUCAUCGAUCCAGUUACUGAAGUACCUCGACUGGAGCAAUGGUUCUCUUUGAACACCCACCCAUCCCACAAUCUCAUACUGAAAUACACUGAGGACUUGAACCAGAUGGCUUACAGGCAGAAGUUCCCGCGUUUGGAACCAAAGAACGUGCAGUUUUGGUUCAAGAACAGGAGAGCAAAGUGCAAGAGGAUGAAGAUGACUCUCUUCGACAACCAAGGCCAGUAUCAUGGUGAAAGAGACUAAUUCUUUUUCCUUGUACAUUUUUUCUCAGUGAAAAAUUGAAAUUUACUUAUCUGUAAUUCCUGAUCAUAACCAUCAUUAUAGUCAGUGUUUAUUCUGAAUAAUUUUGAAAAUGAAAGAGUGCAAGUUGAUGUAUAUUAGGAUCAAUGCAUACAUUGACUCGGUAUUAUUCGUUUCAUACUUAAAUACAUUUUUCGAGUCAACAGCACUUAAUUUCCUUUUCUGGUGCAUUCAUUCAGUGUUUCAAUGCAAUAUUUCUUCGGUCAUCCAUAAUUAGAUAGUUUUCGUUGAAAAUAACGAAAACUAAAUUUCUAAUUUUUUAACCAUAAUUAGAAAGUUUUCGUUGAAAAUAACGAAAAAUUAAUUUCUAAUUAUGUGAUGGGGUUGUUUAAUAAAGUUCUUCCUCUUCCUUCCGAUAAAUAGAUGUUGGCGAAUGCAUAUCUAGAUUUGGAGUAGAUUGAGACUCCAUCAUAACCCUUUUCUCUUAUGACUAAUUCGUCGUGAGAUAUAUGGAAUCAUUUAACGAUCAAAAAAAAAUGUUACUUAAAUAUUUUUUGUUUGAUUCGUUUGGAUACAUUUCGUUUUCAUGGAACGAAUCAGAACUUCGAAUAAAUAGAUGAUACGACAAUAAGGACAGCGUGCUCUCUGAAGAUGUGGAAAUUAUGUAAUUUUUUUAAGUGUAAAUAGGUCCACAGCACUUUGGAAACUGUUUAACCUUUCGAAAAUGUUGGGAUACUUAUUAGUGAAUUCAUAAAAAACAGAAUGGGCUUUGCUUUAUUUCAAAUCGUUUCAAACCUAACGAUGAAGGGGAGAUCAAGUAAACUGAAGGAGAAAAUUUUUUUCCAGAAACAUUCUGUUGAAUUCUGACUAAAAUUGAUUAUUGGAUAGUUUGGUUGAAGCGAUGUUUUCUAAUUCGUUUCUCAAUUUUUUUUUCCAAAUAUAUUGACCGUGAAACUGUGAUAUAUGUUUCACAACAAAAAUGUUCUGCCUGAAAUGUUUAAAUCUCAUUUGAUUUGAUGUUGAGCUAACCAAAGAUUGUUGAGAAUUUUAAUUCAUAGAUUUUAUUUUUUGUUGAAUCUAUCUGUAUCAUAAGCUGUUUUUAAAUGUAUUGUUCUUAACGAUAGUAUUGUACCGUGUAUAUGUGAACAUUUUGGUGUUUAAGCUCUAUGUUAUUAUUAUAUGUAGCGCAGCUGAAUUGCAUAAACAUAUUGUCUUAAUAUAUUUCCUAUUUAUAAAAAUGUAUUUAUGUAAAUAAACUCUUUGAAUAAGAA
This is a messenger RNA of Harmonia axyridis, 3718 nucleotides long. RefSeq names its product homeobox protein dve-1 (gene dve). The record is from RefSeq and is a predicted model, not a curated record. The transcript is spliced from 5 exons. Gene Ontology annotation, molecular function: DNA-binding transcription factor activity, RNA polymerase II-specific; RNA polymerase II cis-regulatory region sequence-specific DNA binding. Gene Ontology annotation, biological process: chromatin remodeling; regulation of transcription by RNA polymerase II. NCBI's taxonomy places the organism in Eukaryota, Metazoa, Arthropoda, Insecta, Coleoptera, Coccinellidae. The coding region runs from base 369 to 2450 and encodes 693 amino acids.